Molecule: messenger RNA, 2530 nt
Organism: Magallana angulata
Lineage: Eukaryota; Metazoa; Mollusca; Bivalvia; Ostreida; Ostreidae
Product: BTB/POZ domain-containing protein 6-like
Exons: 3
Coding region: 111-1502 (463 amino acids)
Biological process (GO): neurogenesis
Cellular component (GO): cytosol
Molecular function (GO): protein binding
Source: RefSeq, a predicted model, not a curated record
GCUGUUGUACAACUGAUUAUCUACUUUCAUUUUGGGUUAGAAUCGUAAUAGAAAAUUGUUUACUGUGAGUGAAGUGAGUGAGAAAAGGAAACCACCCUAGCUCUGCAAGUAUGGCAGCCUCAAUCAUUGACGAUUGGCAGUCCUGUAGAAACCUUCAGUUUUGUAACCGCCACAUGUGGACCAAUCAGGUGGCCUGUGACAUUGACUUCUUGGUGGGAGAAGACAAAGAAAGAGUUCCAGCACAUAAAUAUAUCCUCAUCAGCAGAAGUUGUGUCUUCUUUACUAUGUUCUGUGGACCCCUGGCUGAAACACAAAGGGAAAUAACUCUGCCAGAUAUCGAACCACCAGUGUUCAAGGCAUUGUUGGAAUUUCUGUAUACAGACAGUGUUGACCUGCAACCAGACAUAGUGCUGCCAUUGUUGUAUGCUGCUAAGAAAUACUCUGUCCAGGCAUUAGUCAAACAAUGCAUUCAGUACCUGGAGCUGGACCAGACCACCGAGAACAUCUGUGCCAUAUUAGAACAGUCACAUCUGUACGAUGAACAUGAACUCCAACGCAAGUGCAUGGGCUACAUCUGUCGCAACACAAAAGAGGUGCUGAUAUCUGAAGAUUUCCUCAGCUUGUCGUCACAGUGUCUGGAGGUGAUAUUGUCCAGCGAUGAACUGCAGAUCGACGAGAAGUCGGUACUUGAUGCGACAUUGAAGUGGGCCAAUGCUAGAUGUAAGGAGAAAAAUCUGGAAGUAAAUGCAGAGAACCAGAGGAGAGUGUUGGGGAACAUUAUUUAUUUGGUCAGGUUUCCGUUACUAGGGGACCAAUACUUCACAGAGGUUGUGGCAGACAUGGAUAUUCUGACAGAUUCAGAAAAAGUUGAACUCUUCAAAUACUUCUUUAAGAAGGACAGAAGUAAAAAGUGCAAGUUCAGCCCAAUUAAUCGCUACUCGGGUUUAGACUCGCCUACUUCCAUGACCACUUCUUUCCACUCAGACGUCAAUGAUAGUCGGCCGAUUCAGACCUGCAUCCGAUACGGAGCGGUUUACGAGGAUGGCUCGUGGUAUUGCGGGGGAGAGCCAGACGCCAUCUCUUUCACUUGCAAUGAGAAGAUUUCUCUUCAUGGUCUCCUGGUGUAUGGUUCCUAUAUCGGUGAAGGAGUAUAUGAUGUGACGUGCUCCCUGUAUGAUACCAUGGAUAUAGAAAAGGUGACCAGGAAAACAAGACUGAAAACCAGUGAGAGUCAACACACCUAUCCCAUUCUCCUGGAAACUCCAGUCGACAUCGGACCAAAAAAGAAGUACAGCUUAGUGGUGAAACUUUUAAGCUCCGACGGACUGGACACUUACCAAGGGAAGAACGGACAGAGCACAGUUACCUGCUCAGGAGUUCGCUUUAGUUUUAGCAAGUCCAAAUUCAGUCGAAAUGGAACUGAUGUGAAGAUUGGACAAAUUCCUGGCAUCUUGUUUACCACUUGUAGACAAGACUCUUCCGAUGAAUUUGAUUCAACAUGACAGUUUCAUGAAUUGACCUGUGGCAUUGCUAGUGCUGUCUAGCAAAAAAUGUGAUAAUAUUUGAUCAGCCUUGACUGAUUUUAUAAUGCUUUUGUAUAACCAGAUUAUCUAUGCAUAUACUUGUUAUAUUUGCUUAUUGCUUUAACAAUGCAAAGUCAUCUUAAUAUGUUCAUUUAUGGAAUAUAUUAACAUUCUUGUUCAUACACUUACUGAUCUGAUCACCCCGACCUUUGUCAACUUGUCACUCAGAGACAAAUCAAUUCAGGUGAAACCCUUCUUAUAUUGGAAUGAAGGUUGUCUCCUCUUCUCUAUACACUGAAGCAGUAGCUUGUUAUCAAUUAUAAAUAAAGGAAAGAUGAAUUAUUAUUAUAAAUUAACACUUCAAUUUUAAGACAAUCGGUUUUAAGGAUUUUGCUCAUUCAUUUACUUAACUAAUGCUUGUGCAAAAAUGCAGGGUCACAUUAUUUGAAUCAUUCCAUAAAAAAAUUCAUAAGUGAUUAUACUAUAAAAGUUGAAAUUGAAUUUUCAAAGGGGAGGGGGUGGGGUCCAAACCACUACAUCUGCGCAGAAAUUGCAACAAAAAUGAAUUGACAUAACAUGGCAUCUCAUAUUUUUUAAAGCGUUAUACAUCUAUUUAUUUGCAAGUCAUACCCACGUGAAUUUUCUAGUUGCGGUUAAUGCUGUAUAUAAUGUUUUAGCUUGUACUUAACUAAGCAUACAUCAGAAUUGUUACCUUGACUCUUUUUCUCAAUAAAAAGUUUUGACUUUUUAUUGCCAUUUGAUUUAAAUAUAUGUUUAAUCAUUCAAGCUGUAUAUGAUAAAAUUUGUCAUAGUGUAGAAUCUUCCUUUCCAAACUAUGCAUUAUAUUAAAUUUUACGAAUCUUAUACAUUUCUAGUCAUUUUAUAAAUGUCAAUAAAGCUUAAUAUUCUGUUCAUUUGUGAUUACCGGUAUAUACAUGUAUAUAUUUUUACAGUAUGUAACUUUUUUUCAUAUCAAAUAGCUUCUUUUCAUAUCACAUAUAUAUAUA